Molecule: messenger RNA, 1485 nt
Organism: Penicillium diatomitis
Lineage: Eukaryota; Fungi; Ascomycota; Eurotiomycetes; Eurotiales; Aspergillaceae
Product: sorting nexin-4
Exons: 2
Coding region: 1-1485 (494 amino acids)
Biological process (GO): cytoplasm to vacuole targeting by the Cvt pathway; autophagy
Cellular component (GO): phagophore assembly site
Molecular function (GO): phosphatidylinositol binding
Source: RefSeq, a predicted model, not a curated record
AUGGAUCAACACGACGACUUCGACAAUGUUUCCUGGCGCAACGACACUGCCAGUGAUGCCUCACGACCGACCACAGCGGGUACAGACGCGGCGGAGCCUCGCGAUGUCGAGCACGAUACCAAUGGCAAGCGCAGAAUGAGCUCCGCCCACGAGGAGCCCCAAGCAGGUCCACUUGCUGAUGCUGUGGAUUUGGCUGGCAUCGGCGACGGUGUGCUCGAAUGUCGCGUCGACUCCCCUCUGAAAGAAAAUGAUGGCACGAAAGAUGCCUAUAUUUCCUACCUUGUCACGACCCACACCGAUUUCAAGUCAUUUCAGAAGUCAGAAUUCAGCGUCCGCCGCAGAUUUACCGAUUUCUAUUUCCUGUACAAGACGCUCUAUCGCGAGUACCCAGCAUGCGCGGUCCCGCCCCUCCCCGAUAAGCACAAGAUGGAGUAUGUGCGAGGCGAUCGAUUCGGGCCAGAAUUCACCACGAGGCGAUCAUGGUCGCUUCACCGAUUCUUGAAGCGUUUGACCCUUCACCCCGUCCUUCGCCGGGCUCCUCUCUUGAUCAUUUUCUUGGAAUCUCCUGACUGGAAUGCACAUAUUCGACUGCACUCUUCUCGGGGCUCGACAGCUUCCUCCACUGACAACUCUGGGUCUGGUAUCUUCGAUAACUUGACGGACAGCUUUGUCAACGCAUUCACCAAGGUACACAAGCCCGAUCAGCGAUUCAUUGAAGUCAAGGAGAAAGCAGACAAACUCGACGAGGAUCUAUCGCAUGUAGAGAAGACAAUAGCCCGAGUGGCACGUCGCGAGUCUGAUCUGGAAACCGAUUACGCAGACCUUGCGACCCAGUUUCGCAAGCUGGUUCCUCUUGAACCUGCGGUUGAGAUGCCAUUACAGGUGUUUGCAGCAUCCGUCGAGGAAACCGCACGAGGACUGCAUGAUCUCAAAGACCACACAGACCAGAAUUACCUGGGAUCCUUGCGUGACAUGGAGGCCUAUAUACUCUCCGUUAAGGCGUUAUUGAAGACGAGAGAGCAGAAGCAGCUUGACUUCGAAGCCCUCGUUGACUACCGGAACAAGGCCGUAACGGAGCGAGAUUCCCUUGCAAACAAUCCAAGCGCCUACUAUGCCUCAAAUCCUCUGACCUCGUCUCCUGCUUCGUUCAUUCGUUCAAAAAUGGAAGACAUGCGCGGCGUCGACCACGAGCAGUCCCGCCGCGAGCGUGUGCGAAAACUUGAACUACGAAUCGAUGAACUCACCCGUGAGGUCGAGUCAGCCAAGACCACCUCAGAGAUGUUUGACGAGGAGGUCGUUCGUGAAGUCGCUGACUUUGAGCGAAUCAAAGCUGUUGAAUUUCGCGACUCCUUGGGAGCUCUUGCUGAUGCGCACAUCAACUUCUAUCAAGGUGUUCUGACUACAUGGGAGCGAUUUGUGGCGGAAAUGGAAAGUGAUGCUGAGACCAGCCUAGAAGCCGAGACACACGCUGCUGCGUCGCGGUAA